This is a messenger RNA of Musca domestica (house fly), 1863 nucleotides long. RefSeq lists its product as uncharacterized. The coding region runs from base 850 to 1572 and encodes 240 amino acids. The transcript has 2 exons. The record is from RefSeq and is a predicted model, not a curated record. Lineage: Eukaryota; Metazoa; Arthropoda; Insecta; Diptera; Muscidae.
UAUUUCUUUGCCACAAUCUGACCACAAAAUAUUUUUGUAGGGCAAACACAAAAACAGCUGAUUUCGAGAAAACAAAGUUAUUUGCCUGCAAAGAAAAUUUUGAUCAAUGUGGCCACAAUGUGAACACCUGUAAUCAAAUAUUUUCCUCUAUUUAGAGUAAACAUUUAUUUGACCUUGCAAUGGUUUUGUAUGAGAAAACAGUGAGAAAUAACAGCUGUUGCAUCACUGUUGUCAGCUUUUUAUAUUUAAAAAUCACUUUUCUCAAGCAAUUUGAUAUUUACAAAUUAUAUAAUUAUAUUAAUACCGCAAAUGCAUUGCAGAUAAAAACAACAUACAAAUAUCUUUUUGUUCGUUAUACUACACCUUUUCAGUUGUAAAGCGAAUUAUUUUAGUUUUAAUUCGUAACAUUUUAUUUGUAAGUUAAGAAAUAUGUCUGUAAUUCAAAUAAUUUCCUUUUUUAAAUUGAGAAUUCCAACUGCAAUUCUAUUUAGUUUUAUUCGAACUGCAAAUGGAAUUAUUCGAAUUACAAAUAGAAUUCUCAAUUUAUAACUGGAUUGAAAUUCAAUUCAACUAGACAUAUUCGAAUUAUAAACGCAAUAAUUUGAAUUACAAAUUAUUUCUCGAAUUACAAAUGGAAUGUUACCAAUUAAAACCAAAAUUAUUCGAUUUACAACUGAAAAGUUGUAUAUUAAAAUCCCAAAAGACGUUGAUCGCUAAAAGCGUUUUUAUUUCAAAUACGACAUUGACAACAUUGACAUGCAAAACAGCUGUGCAGAUAAACGUUUACCUACAAAAAGGAAAAAUUAAAAGUUAAAGUGAGAAGUGAUUCUAAAAAAAAGAAUAAAUAAAAUGGAAAUGGAAUAUGAAGUGCCGCAGAAGAAAUCUCGGGGAAAGCCAAAGGUUGCAAAGGAGUGGGCAGAGGAAGAUAUUUUUAAGCUCAUUGCUCUAGUGGAGGAACAAAGUUGUCUGUGGAAUGCGGGAUGUGAUGGAUACCACAACAAAAUACUCCGCGACAACGCAUGGCGGCACAUUUCCGAACAAUUUGAUGAUAAAUAUACCCCUGCAGAUCUCACCGCAAAGUGGACAAACUUGAGGAUACAGUAUCGAGGAUAUGCGGCCAGGUCCAAAACAAAGUCGGGACAAGGCGCAAUUGAACCACCUAAAUGGAGAUUUUUUAAUGUCAUGAAGUUUGUAGGACGAAAUGAAGAGGCUCAGACGCAAGACACAAUUUCAAACCUAUUAAUAGAAAUAGAUUCAGAAAGUAAUUCUUUUGAUGUUUGUGCAUCGCCAUCUUUGCCAACGCCACCACCAACAUCAACACCACGGCGGUUACAGGCUCCAACUGUGCAAUCUGCAACAACACAAAUUGCGGAGACUAUGCGGGAGGCAGUUGCUGCAAUGAAAGAACGCAACCAAAACAGCUUGGAUCCCAACACGUCAUUCGCAAACUAUCUCCUAAGUGAGCUGAAGACACUCAGUGACAGUGGAUCUGCUUCAGUUAGAAAUAAAGUUACAUUGUUUUUUUUACAAUGUUUGGAAGAGGAGAGAAGCAAUCAUUUAUUUGAGUGUUAAAACAUCCCUAUUUUCUUUUUAUUAUAUGACUGACUUAUCACUUAAUUAAUUUUUAAAAUAAUUAAUGAAUUUUUUUUAUUUUUCUGUUUUAUGGAUCUCAUUUGUUUUAAAAGCUUGUAAAUAAAAUCUUUACAAUUAAAUUGUUUUAUAUCAUUUUAUUUAAACUUUUAUAUAUGUUUGUAUUGGAAGGGAACUUCGCCUUCUUCUACAAAAUAUUGGGAAAACUCGUCCCUUACAGUAGAACAAUUAGGUGCAAUAUAAGACCGAUGAGGUUGUAGAUUUAUAAGACUA